GAUCAAGCCCAGGGGCGGACUGACCAUUUGGAAACUCGGGCACUGCCCGAGGGCCCGGGGUCAGUAGGGGGCCCCAUGAGAUGCCCCUGGUACCUUUUUCAUAGGCUUUUUUGAGUUUGGGCAAGGACACAGGGGCCCCAUGUUCCCCUAUUGCCCGGGGGCCCCAUGAGUUGUCAGUCCGCCCCUGAUCACGCCCGCCCACAUUGUUUUCUGCAUAAUUGCCCCCCACUGCACUCCUUCCUGUGUCCCAUACGUUUCAAUCUGCUGCCCAGGCCC
This is a messenger RNA of Staurois parvus, 276 nucleotides long. The record is from the annotation of a GenBank genome assembly. Lineage: Eukaryota; Metazoa; Chordata; Amphibia; Anura; Ranidae.